AUGGGUGUAGUCCCCAAAGACACACCAUUCGUGUGUAAUCAGAGCUGCAAAUCAGUGUGCCCUUUAGAUAUUGCUAAUUGUAAGGAAGACAGGUAUGUUGUAUUUAAAUUUGAUUCAUUAGCCAAAUAGUUAUUUGUUUCCAAAAUAACUAGUUUUGUUAGUGAAAAUUUUUAUUGUACCAAAUUUUUGACUGUGUAAUUUUUGGUUGUCGACCAGUUAUAUAACAUAUAUACAUGCAAGCUGAAAUAAUUUGUGGAUUUACAACAAAUUUAUCAUAUGAGGCCUAAAGGCCCCAGUAAACGAUCAUUUUUGAAAAUUAAUUUACCGCAAAGGUCUUAAUUUAUUAGUGGGCCACUCAAACCCGACCUUUAUAUGUUUUCAAGUCUUAAGAACUAUCUGCCACAGACUAGACUAGCAGUAUGGUAUUUCAUUUUCCUUUUUUUUUUCAUUUUAGUAAUAACUUCAGUUUACUGGUAACUUUACUUUUUAUUAUUAUUAGGGAAAACCUAAAAAAGUUGAUUGUUAUAAUGUCAACAAACAAAAGGAUGCACUAAAGAAGAAUGGAAUCACAGUGGAUGGAGUACAUUAUGCUGUGAGAUUUAAAGGUAAGUUUCACAUAAUAAUUAAUAAGGUAUUUUUUAGUACCUUAAUUUUCAAUCCAAAUGCCUGCAUGCACAUUGACCUGUUUUUAAAAUUUAUAUCUACAGUUAUACUUGACCUGAAGACCCUCUAUUUUUUGCUGGAACAAAUAGGGAAAGCGAACUUUCAGCUUGGGAAACAAGGAACUGAAGUAGAGUGUUGCUUUAUAUGCAAAGCAUUGAGAGUAUGUGGAUAUAUUCAAAAUCUCUGAGUCAACAAAUUCUACUGUGCAGGUUUUGACCUUACCAAUGACCAACUUACUAAUAUAGUACUAUUAGAUUUUCAGUUGUGCUGGGUAAAAUUUCUUAGAAAAAACUAGCUAUGAAUAAUGGCUAUUUUUAUGGGAUGUUGCGAUCUUGGUCUACAUACAGUUUGUUUGAAACACUUUAGCAUGUCCAAGGCCAAUAUUGGAGGGUUAUUUAGUUAUAGUUUUGGUUUACUAAGAAUUCUCCGGUGAUACUUGUUGAGGCAUGCAGCCCUUGAUUAUUCAUGAAUUUCAGCAUUUGUAGUUGUCAUUUUGAAUUCACAGUAACUUCUAAUUAUAAAAGGCAUUCAAAACAUUAAGGUUAUCUCACUACGGUUAACCUCUAUUCAAAAAAUUAAAUUCCCUGGUAUAGUGAAUCCCUUCAUCCCAGCAUUUAUAGCUUAACAAGUAUGUUUUCUAUAAAAGACUCACUUGUUAUAUAGACCUCAUUUUAGCAAUAAUGUUCCACUGCAUGGAAAAGGAAGCAAAAAACUUUUUUUGGAAAAACAUGGUGUUUAAUGCCCCUGUCUAUAAAAUGUUGGCAAUUAUCCUUGUCUUGUUUUCCUAGAGAGCACAUAUUAUUUUCCCAUAAUAAUAUACCACAGUCUUCCUUUACUGUAGGUGUGUCAAUGUUGUAGGGGCACUGUCAUAAAAGACUGAAAACCUAUCGAGUAAAAUACUUGAGUUUGAAAUCUAUAAAACUGUUAAGUACCACUUCAGGGGAGAUAUCCCCUACAACUAACAAAAUAGUGAAUCUUCUUUUUUCUAGUUUCAAAGGCAUCCGUGAUGACUUAGAGUUCCUUCUUGAAGAGGAUUUAUCGUCUAUUAAUCUCUGCGCCCUUCAUUGCAAACUUAGAAAUACUGAACAGCUGUUAUCAUUAUUGGGUUUGUUUCCGUACAAAGUGGGUUCACUUGAUGAAUGUAAUGCCAAAUUGGCAAAUUAUGGCCCUGAGAAUUUUGGCAGCAAAAUAACGGUGAAGAUGAAGGAGGGCCAAGAAACUGCUGUUGAAAAGCACAACAUCCAGGUGUCUUCAUUUUCAGGUACCUUCUAUCUUGUUUCAUUUUUGUCAUGAUUCCUUUAAUUCGCUUUAUCCACUUCAGGGCUUUUACUUCCGUGCUGUAGCAGCGGCACGAGUUUCAUUUGUACAAUACCUUGAUCCUUGAUAUGAAAACUGUAACACUGGUUUGUAAUGAAGAUGUCAUUAAGUUGUGAAUUUAAAUCCUGUUUGUUUCUUUCUGUACUAUUUUUCCUGAAGGUUCUAAUGAACGUGAACGAUUGUCAGGAACUCCUUGCCUCAUGACAAAUUUAAGUCAUAUUUUGCUGAUCCAGAAAGUGUUAAAGAGGUGCUGCGGAAUAAAGUCACAUUUUGUAAUGAUAGAAUCAAGGUAUGGCUCAGGAUAUCACAUGAUUUGAAUGUUUCACUUAAACCAGUGCAACACACAAUAAUAUUUUUUGUGUAGUAUGUAGAAACAUGCACUGAAAAAAUGGUUUCUGUUUAAGAUAUUCAAUGAAUUUUUAAUAAUUUGUUUUAGUACUAUCAGGACAUGGCUAUUUCAGACAUUCACCAGAGACUUUGGUUCAAAGCAGGAGACUAUUACCCUCACAGGUUCAGGUACAUGUUAACCCAUUCGCUCCUGGAGAUUUUGCCGAAAAACGCGUUUUGAAGCUAGUCGAGUGGUUUUCUGGUCACUGUCGUGCUAUAAAGAGCUAAAACUUACCACAAACCGGUUUAAAGGUCGUACACUUCGCAGCCUUCUGAUCCAGAUGCAAAAUAUUAGCUUGCGAAGUUCGGGCAUGCGCAGAAAGCAAAAUUUCGAGAUUAAAAAAAUAUUUAAAAGUGACACAGCAGUCUUGACUUUUACUUUUCGCUUUCUCUCCUCCCUUCUUUUUUCGCUUUUCUUGCCUCAUUUUUUUUUUCUCUUGCUGGGCAUUUAGUAGGCUUCAUUUUGGUGGGAAGAGUUUUUAGGAAAGCUUUUAGGAUCUUAGGAUUAGGUGAAAGGAAAGGUAGGUGGGUAAUGGAACAAGAUUUUCAUGGAGAUUUUCAGGUCAACGUCACGUGGUUUUUUGCUUCUUUCUCCGGUGUCCUUGACUGAAUUGUGCUCAUUCUGGUAUGGUUUGAAAGAUCUCUUCACUCUGCACAAGUUAGCGAAGAAAGUUGUCCUUGACCGUUAAACCUGAUGACGUCACAAAGGGUAGAAAGGACCUGGAUGCGCACGGGCGGUUACGGGCGGUUCAGGGGCGAAUGGGUUAAAGUCAUUAUACUGUUAUUUAAAACCUUUCCUUCCCUUUGACUGUGAUAAACCAGACAGUUUGAAUUAAUGACUGCAUUUACAUCCAUCUACACUGGAAGUUGUGAUAGGCUAGCUAGCACUGUUAGUAUUAAUACAACCCCAUGACGUGACCAUUGUGUAUCAAGGGUACAUCAUUAUUGCAUCAGAUUACUGCAUCCCAACUGAGUGAAUGUUCCUUAGCAUGUACAGCACACCCAGUGGUUUGUGUUCUUGCAUAAUAGUCCUCCCUUAAAAAGAAUACCCCCUUACACUUCUUGAUGUGACUACCUAACCUGUUUUCCUUAGAAACUGGAAAAGAAGUUCAAAGAAGACUGGAAUUCUGGGAAGGCAGGCUACGUGAAAUCGGGGAAAGAUAUGUGGAUCUGUCGGAGAAGUGUGUUGGUGGGUCGGUUGCUAAAGGGAAACGAGGAAAGAAAAGGCAGAAGGUGGACAAUGCUGAUCUUUCUCAGCUAUCUGAUUAUGCAGCAGAAGUGUUCUACUGUCUAAUUUUUUUCUUAAAGGUAAUCAAAUAAUCAAGUCUUUUUUUACUUAAUUGGAAGACACAUUGGACAGUUUUAUGAGAAGUAAGAUAUGGGGCAAAAUCCAGACACGUUAAGUUUAAACUAGUCAAGCUGAUUUUGCUUUUGUCAACAAAAUUCUUAACUUUAACAAGUGGCAGUUACAAAACACAGGUAACAAGGGAAGGUCACUGCAUGCUCUUAUAAAAAAACUGAGAUAGGCAUGCAGUUUCCCUUUAACUUAAAACACCUCAUUUCAGAUUGAAAUUUGGGCUUUUCGUUAUUAUUCAUUUUGAUUUCAGGUUUACAUUGACUGGAAAGACAUUUCUGAAGUUAUUAGAAGUACUGUCUUUGAGGAAGAUUAGCAAGAUUUAAUUGACAUUAUUGACAUUAACGGCUUUGUGUCAGGUAUUUCACUUUUAGUAAGAGUGUAAAGGGGCAAUUACACCGUUACGGACAUUACGCUCAGAGAGCAUUUUUUAACUUUGAUCUCCUGUCCUGUUCACAAUAUGCAGUAUAAUUAUUUGUUUCCUUCAAACGUUUCAUAAAUCACAGGAACUGAGCCUUAACAGUCGUGAUUAAAUUGACGGUUGUUUUAGCUGUAAUGUCUGUAACAGGCCUUUCAGUCAAAAUCGGAGGGAGCUAAAAAUUUGUUCUCUGAGUAUUUUUUUAUUGUGCAAAAGGCAAGUCGUUAUGGUGCAAUGUGGUUGAUACAAAACAGCAAUUUAAUGCAUAUUUUUUAUUGGCAAAUGCUCAAAGUUUUCUUCAGUCACAUUAAAUUUCUCUGAGGUCUAUCUUAACUGCUUUGGUUCCCUAAAAGGUUGUGUUAUGGACAUUACACCAAGUGUUACGGACAUUACUAACUGUGAAUUUUUUCUUGAAAAUUAUAUUAUGUGUACUAUGAUGCUAAAAAAAUUGCUUAUUUCAUUUAUUUUUAUGUGUUAAUUUUACCAUCAGCAAUGUAUAGAAGCCCUGAAAAUUUAAAUGAAAACAAAAGCACACAAAAGCUGUUUUGUAAUUAUAGCUGGUCAGCGCAUUCCUUUUCAGAGCAUGCUCUGAACAUUCUUUCAAAGAAAACCACUGACCAGUAGUUUUAAUCAAAUUAUGACAUCUCAUUGUACGCUGAAAGUUACAUAAACAAGAUGGUUGUCUUUUCCAAAAAAAAAUGUCAAAACAGGGGCUGAAAGGGCCAGAACUUUUAGAGAGGUAUCAGGCCUAUAAGAACAAAGACAAAGAAAGGAAAAGAGUGCAAAGAAAAGGUCAAGCCCUUAGUCCAAGUGAAGUUGCAAAAAGGAAGAAACUCAUCUGUGAAAGAGUCAGAAAAUACAGGCAAAGACAAAAAGAGAAGAAAGCAAAAAACUCUUCCCAAGACCAAUAUGUAUCACAAGCUUACCAAACACCCCAAGCUCUAGGAAAGGUUCUUGGUAAGGUCAGCAGCAGAGUGCUUCCCCAAAGCCCCAGAAAACGAAAGGCUGUGGUUUUCAAACUAGCACAUGCUUCAGGUUUUCUUAGGAAAAAGAAGUGCACUAGAGGUAACAGGGGUCUUCCAAAAGAGACGGUAAAAUUUGUUAAAGUUUUCUUUCAGCUUGACUCCUUCUCUCGCCAAGCACCAGGCAGAAAAGACUUUGUCACUGUUCGGGAAAACAACACAAAACAUCAUAUCCAGAAAAGUCACUUGUUGCGGUCCCUAAGGGAAUGUUAUAGCAUAUUCAUGAAAGAAAACCCCACCACUGAGAUUGGCUUUAAUAAGUUUUGCUCCUUAAGGCCAGUGAAUGUCUUGCUUUCUGCUGACAUGCCUAGAGAUGUUUGUCAAAAUGCUUUGCGAGAGCCUGCAUAAAGAAAUAGAUGAUUUUCCACUGUACUCAGCAAGUUUUGCAGAAAAUUUUGUUUGCAACCCUGAGUCAGAACUUUGCAUGCUUGGCAAUUGUAAAAGUGUGCAAAAUGCCCCAGCUUGUUGCAAAAAAUAAGGUCAAGUGCAGGAAACCUUGAUGAGCAUGCAACAUGGUAUCAGUGGGAGCAUGUGGAACAAAAUUAUGGUGCAGGCAAAGAAAGGAAAAAGCAUGAAAAGGGUAAAGAAAAUUCAGAAAGUUCUGAAAGAGGGUACUGUUGAUGAUUUACUGGAAGAUCUAGAAGUUCAGCUGCCAUCAUUCGUAGAACAUGUGUUUGUAAAGCGACAACAGGCAAGAAUUUUCAAAGAGAAGAUAGAACAUCUGACAGAGGAAGAGGCAGUGGUGCAAGUUGAUUUUGCUGAAAAUUUCAGCUGCAAGUACCAGGGAGAAGUUCAGUCAGCAUACUGGAGCCAAGAUCAAGUUACCCUGUUCACUGUUGCAAUCUGGACAAAGGCUGCAGAUAAAAACAGCUGUUGUGAAUCUCACGUCAGUGUUUCAGAUGAUUUGAAGCAUGACAAAACACCUGUUGCUGUGUUCAUGUGCAAAGUUGUCAACGACCUUGUGAAGGGGAGACACCCAAACAUAACUUGAGUUUGGAUAUUUUUAGAUGGACCAAGCUUGCAGUUCAAGAACAGGUACAUUGCUUAUUUUCUCCAUUUACUUCAAGGUCAAGGUCUUAACAUCCAGUGGAACUACUUUGCCACAUCACAUGGGAAAGGGGCUGUUGAUGGUAUUGGGGGAACUGUGAAGCGCAUGGUUUGGAAUGCUGUAUCCACAAGAAAGGUGGAAGCAGUCAAAGAUACUUGCUCUUUUGCAAGUGUUGCAAAUAAGUUGAGCACAUCUGUUGCAGUGACUUUUGUUGGAUCUAAAGAAUUAGAAGCUACUGCAGACUUACUUGGAUUAAAGAAAUUCUUCUCUGUUGCACCAGUAAUCCCAGGUAUUGCCAAAUUUCACAGCUUAGAACCACUCAGGAAUGGCCUUAUUCGUUGCCGUACUUUCUCUUACCAGAGUACCUGGAUUGAAAUGGGUGUCCAGUUUUCUGGUUCAGAAAAUGAAGACCUGCAUCAAAAUGAUAGUGAUGAUCAAGACUCUUCCUCUCUAAGCAAGGGAAGCAACAGUACCAGCAGUGUUGAUGAAGACGAGACCAGUGAAGAGAAAGGAGACUUUUUCGGCAAUGCUUCAAGAAACAGCCAUCACACGUACAAAGAAGUUUCAAGUGAGAGCAGUAAGGAAGACAGUAAAAGUCAUGAUGAAGAGGGUGACUCGAGAGAAGAAGAAGUUGUGACAGGAAACAAAGGUUCAGGUGGUCCAGAUGCGAAAGAAAUAGCCAGCAAUGCAAAUAAAAGUUCAAGUGACAAGGAAGAGAUGUCAGAGAAGAAAGAUAACCAAGUUCAGCAGGGCCUUUCUGACAAGCUACUAUCACUAUUCAAAGGAUGUGCUUUGUUCAGCCUUCCACAUCAUUUAGACUGCCAAGUAAAUGCAGUUUCUGAUGGCUGA
Messenger RNA from Porites lobata, 7058 nucleotides. NCBI's taxonomy places the organism in Eukaryota, Metazoa, Cnidaria, Anthozoa, Scleractinia, Poritidae. The record is from the annotation of a GenBank genome assembly.